AUGAGGUUGCCUGGUGAAAAUCGCGCAAAACGCCAAGCGUUCAAGGAUCAUAGAUAUCCAAAUAUGUUAUGGUCAGAAGGAGUGAAUUACUACUUCCAUAAGCUCGCUAGUAGAGAGAUGAGAAGUUCAUUCGAGAAGGGAGCGAAGCUAUGGGAACAGGAUACUUGCAUCAAUUUCACGCGGAACCCAUUCGCCAAAGAUCGAAUUAUGGUAUUCCCGGAGGACGGAUGUUGGUCAUACGUUGGAAAACUCGGUGGUGAGCAGAAACUGUCACUAGGAAGUGGCUGCGAAACAGUAUCUAUCGCUGCGCAUGAGAUUGGUCACGCUCUUGGAUUUUUCCAUACAAUGUCCCGACACGAUCGUGACGACUUCAUCACUGUAAACAAGCACAAUAUCAAGGUAGACUGGCUAAGUCAAUUCAAUAAAGAAACAACGAAAACAAACGAUAAUUACAACAUGACGUACGACUACGGCAGCAUUAUGCACUACGGCGGAACUAGUGCAUCGUUCAACAAAAAGCCAACAAUGGUUCCGUUUGACAUCGAUUAUCAGCAGACCCUUGGAUCUCCAUUCAUUUCUUUCAUCGAACUCUCAAUGCUCAAUGAACACUACGGAUGCAAAGCGAUCUGUAACAAAUCUACAUCGGUUAAAUGCGAGAUGGGCGGAUUCCCUCAUCCACGAGACUGCCAAAGAUGCAUAUGUCCUGGUGGCUAUGGUGGACCUCGAUGCAAUAAGAAACCAGUAACAAAGUGCAGCCAUAAAAUUUAUGCUUCCCCUAACUGGACGAGACUCGAGGAUACUAUUGGCCUUGGCCGUGGUGAGCAGGAAGAUUUCGAGAUAUGUCACUACCGGAUUAAGUCUCCCAAGGGAACCGAAAUCGAAGUAAAAUUAGUGAACUUCACGAAAGGUCUAUCUAUUGACGGAUGCCCUUAUGCAGGUGUAGAGAUCAAAACAAACAAGGACCAAACGCUCACUGGUUACAGAUUCUGCUCACCUGACGCGGCUGGAACAAUUCUUCGUUCUUACAUAAACCGUGUCCCAAUAAUGACGUAUAACAGGAUUGUCAAAACGACGACAGUGCUUGAAUACCGACACGUUCCUGCAAAUUCACCAAGAGCUACGACUGCUACCUCUACUACCACCACCACUACGACAACGACAAAACGACCUGUUGUUCCAUUCAUAAAUACAGGAACUGGCUCUAAAUGCGAGGACAACCACUCCUGCAUGUCUCUUGUACCAAGUGGUUUCUGCAAAGGUCCACUAUCGGAGGCUACCAAGAAGAAAGUGUGUCCGAAGUCUUGUGGCUUCUGUGAUACUUUGCAAUAA
Molecule: messenger RNA, 1329 nt
Organism: Cooperia oncophora
Lineage: Eukaryota; Metazoa; Nematoda; Chromadorea; Rhabditida; Trichostrongylidae
Source: the annotation of a GenBank genome assembly